AAAAAAUAAAGAAGAAAUUAGCUGCGGAACUAUAACAUGUCUGCCUCCAUGUUUUAAGGAAAAAUUGUUUGUUGAAAAUGAAGAAAAAAGACAUAUCUGUGAGACCAGAGGUCUUUCAGGCUAUGCAAAAUAUAGACAUUAUAGCUCUUGAACAAUUUGAACCAAGUUAUCUACGACCAGUAUUACCAUGUUUAGUUAGAACCGCUCUUUGUGCAUCUGUAGACAAAAGUCAAAAAUGGAGCACAGCAAGGAAAGAAGUUUUGAAGAUACUAGCAGGAAUAGAGGAUGUCAAUGGUAUAGUGGCUCUUCUUUCAAUUGAUUUCCACGCCCUUGAACAAGAUGUGAAGAAGGAACAACAAUUAAGGUCUAAAGUUGGCAGCUCACACACAGACAGUGUGCUGAUCUCUCAAAUUCAGAAUGGGCUGGCUUUAGAAUUUGAACGCAGUGAUCCUGCUCGCAAAAUCAGGCUGCUUCUUAGUGAAUUACUUUUUAUAUUGUCUCAAGUGAGGGAAAACAAGACUGAUUUCUCACAGAAACAAUGGGAACUGUUUGAUUGUGAAGUUUAUCUGGAGGAAGUCUCUGAUGUUCUCUGUAUAGCUUACUCAGAAUUACCAAGUUUGUUGCCGAUAAGCGAUGUUGCAGAGGCAUUGAUGUAUGUACCAAAUGGUGCCUGGUUGCUAUGCCGACUAGUUGCUAACUCUCCAGACAGCUUUAAAGAAGUGUGUCAGAGUCUCGUAUCAAGGGGAGAGAAGCAGGACGAGGAAACUAUCAGCGGUAGAAAACGUAUGGACCUUAUACAUACGUUGUGUGAUAUGAACCCCUGUGAGGCAUUGUUUGUUAGAUCUAUUUGUGUACAAAAUUGUACCAUGCCUGCACUGACUGUGGCAUUAACAUUAAACACAUUUAACCAAUCAAAGAGGACAGACAGCACAGACCAAUCAGAAAGCAGCUCUGAAUCAGCCAAUGACAUUGUUGCUUUUGUCAGUGGUUUGUUGCUCGGCAACAAUAUAGAAGUGAAAAAUUGGUUCUCACAAUUUAUCAAAUGUGGACAAAGGAGGGGACGUGAACCAUCUAGUUCCAUGCUUCACACCUUGAGACAAUGUUUGAUUCAACAACUGAUCAGUAUUUUACCUGCGUCUGGUGAGAAUAUCGACGAGGGUCAUGUGAUCAAGGCUGGUUCCUUUAUCAGACUAUUCUGUGCCUUGAAAGGCAUGGCCACACUCAAAUUCACUGAUGAGGAAAUGAAGUUGUUGUUAAGACUGGUGACAUCACAACCUCCAAUUAACCAAUCAGGUGCCAGAUUUGUUUCGCUAGGGCUAUGUAUGCUCAUAGCAUGUCCUUAUAUAAUAGGGAGUCAAGAGCAAGAACGUCAGGUUGCUGAAUGGAUCAGGUGGUUGAUAGCCUCGGAAAAUCUCUUUCAAAAAAAAGCAGACAAGAGCUCGUCAUUUGGGGAGAUGCUGUUUUUGAUUGCUAUACAUUUCCAUGGUAACCAUAUGCAUGCUAUAUCUGAAUUAGUGUGCUCAACUCUCGGAAUGAAGACUCAUGUUAAAGCUAAUGCUUUAGCUAGGAUACGACAGAUUUUCACACAAGAUAUAUUCACAGAACAGGUGAUAACCUCUCAUGCUGUGACAGUUCCGGUGACAGAAGGUCUCAAUGGUAAUAUGGCAGGCUAUUUACCUAUCCACUGUAUAUAUCAACUUCUGAAGAGUAGAGCUUUCUCAAAAUAUAAAGUACCAAUCAAGGACUGGAUAUAUUCACAGAUCUCACAUUGUUCAUACCCGUUACACCCCCUGUUACCAUCAUUACUCGAGGUGUAUGUUAACUCAAUACUGGUGAAAAGUGCUAAAACAGACCAUACCAAUCAACCAAUAGAAUCGCGAGAAAUAGCCGAGUUAUUCACAGAAAAGCCUGUUUUUCAAAAGUGUUGUGCUGGGGAGGUUAACCUAUCCCCACACCUGUGUAUGCUGUACUACAUUCUACUGUACCAGGACACGUUGGAUAGUCAAAGAAAAACACUAUUGAUGUCAGGACGUAAUGUAGAAUCCUACCCGGACAGUCUGAUGUCAACGUUACCUAUAAAUUACCUCAUUCAACAGUCACAGAAAAGACAGGAUUUAUAUGGAGGUCUCUUCUCCUCACUCCUCAAAUUGUUAGUUAGCCAGUUCCCACACCUGUGUAUUAUAGAAGAUUGGCUGGAAGAAACUAUGACACCUUCAAUGACUACAGGUGACCUAACUUCAGCCACUAAACCUAGAUGUACCAUUGACAACUUUAGAACAGCCCUAGCCUUACUACCAGACUGUGCCACAGAAAUGCUGAUUGUAUUAGGACGGAUGCUCAGUCUGCCUGUGGAAGAGUUACUCCCCUUUACUGAUGAGAUUGUAAAUUGUCUGCCCAUCAUUUUGUCACCGCAAGUACCAAGGAAAGUUACUGACCUUGUUAACAGGAUUUGGUUUAAGAUCCACUCACUUACACCUAGAAGUUUACGACUGGCUACAGUAAAUGCACUGAGACCACAACGUAAAAAUGCAUUCAAGUUUUCACUGUACACUGAAACAGAUGUGACUGUAGAUCCAUUGAUAGUGCUCAGAUGUGAUGAAAGAGUUUUUAGAUGUGCGCCAUUGUUAGAGAUAGUGUUACGUAUUUUGUCGGCGUACACAUUGGCGUGUAGAGUUUACAUGGAGAAUCACAUACAGUCAAACCCUGUAUUAGACGGCAACAAUCAGACCGACCAAGAUCGGCAAGAACUAAAGGGGGCACUGUUGGCAGCACAAGAGAGUGCAGUAAUACAAAUUUUGCUCGAAUACUGCAUGGAAAAUGAAAAUGAGAAACAGGACAGAGAUGGUAUGCUAAACAAUCUACAGGAAGUGAGAUCAGUCAUGUGUUCAUAUAUUCAUCAAACUUUUAUCUCAGAUCCUAAUCUCGCAAAACUCGUACAUUUUCAGGGUUAUCCGAAUGAGUUACUACCUGUUACAGUGUUGGGUAUACCAUCAAUGCAUAUAUGUCUGGACUAUAUACCAGAGAUGUUGAGUCAGCCACAGAUGGAUAAACAGAUAUUUGCCAUCAAAUUGACGUCACAUCUUUGUUGUCAGUAUGCAUUACCAAAGUCUCUCAGUAUCGCUAAGUUAUGUAUCAAUGUGAUGUUUGCCAUGAUUGGGGUUUUGGAUGCAAAGAAGAGGGUAGAAUUUUUCUCAGAGACAUUACCAUAUUUGGUGAAGAUUUGUCAAGCUUUUCCUCCACUGUGUGAAGAUGUAACAAGUUUGCUGAUACAGAUUGGGCGUGUCUGUCUUUCACACUUGACUGCCUCAAGUAACGUCCCAGAAACAGAUCCAACAAUUGAUAGUUGUUGCCGGGUGGAAGAAAGUGAAGGGGAACCUCCUCAUAAACGGUUAAAGUUACAUCAUGAACUGUCCGCCACAUACCAUAAACUGUACAGUGUUAUACAAACUACAUUUAAAUCCAUCGUUACAAAAUCAGUAGCAACGAAAGAUGUGUACUGACAUUAUCAUAUACAUGUGAAUAAAUAAAUGAAAAAAAGUUUA
This is a messenger RNA of Ruditapes philippinarum (Manila clam), 3542 nucleotides long. RefSeq names its product integrator complex subunit 2-like. Gene Ontology annotation, biological process: snRNA 3'-end processing. The transcript has 24 exons. Lineage: Eukaryota; Metazoa; Mollusca; Bivalvia; Venerida; Veneridae. The record is from RefSeq and is a predicted model, not a curated record. Bases 78 to 3500 code for a protein of 1140 amino acids. Gene Ontology annotation, cellular component: integrator complex.